Molecule: messenger RNA, 1460 nt
Organism: Nicrophorus vespilloides
Lineage: Eukaryota; Metazoa; Arthropoda; Insecta; Coleoptera; Silphidae
Product: homogentisate 1,2-dioxygenase
Exons: 6
Coding region: 74-1399 (441 amino acids)
Biological process (GO): L-phenylalanine catabolic process
Cellular component (GO): cytoplasm
Molecular function (GO): homogentisate 1,2-dioxygenase activity
Source: RefSeq, a predicted model, not a curated record
CUCAGGAGAUAAAUCCGACGUUCUUAUAAAAUAAAAAUUCCUGAAUGCGUCUUAGUUGUUGACUUGUUCUUGUAUGCAAACCAUGUCCGAGAAGAUAGAGUAUAUGUCUGGCUUCGGGUCCGAGUUCUCUUCGGAGGAUCCGAGAUGUCCAGGAUCGUUGCCGAAAGGCCAGAAUAGCCCUCAGAAAUGUCCGUACGGGCUCUACGCUGAGCAGCUCUCAGGGUCAGCUUUCACGGCUCCACGCGUAGAAAACAAACGUAGUUGGCUAUAUAGGAUCCGUCCAUCCGCGGGUCACGCGCCCUUUGAACCUUUCCAGAAAGGCAAUAUCACUCAUAACUGGGAUGAACAAGAGCCGGAUCCAAAUCAGAUGCGGUGGAAUCCAUUUGACCUUCCGGACAAAACAAAAAAUGUUGACUUUGUAGAAGGUUUGAACACUGUUUGUGGCGCUGGUGAUCCGAAGUGCAAGGCCGGUAUUGCGAUUCAUAUCUAUUCCUGUAAUUCGUCAAUGGGCAAUCGCGCUUUUUAUAAUGCGGAUGGUGAUUUCUUGAUCGUUCCUCAGGUCGGCGAAUUACGUAUCAAGACGGAGUUUGGAAAAAUGUGCGUACAACCGAACGAAAUAUGCGUGAUUCAGCAGGGGAUGAGGUUCUGCGUGGAGGUGAGCGAAGACAGCCGAGGAUACGUGCUCGAGGUCUUCGGACAGCACUUCGUUCUACCGGAUUUAGGGCCAAUCGGAGCUAACGGCUUGGCCAAUCCCCGAGACUUCUUAACCCCUCUCGCCUGCUACGAAGACCUAGAUUCCACUCAUGAAAUAAUUUCAAAAUAUCAGGGUAAACUAUUCGUCUGCCAGCAGGACCACAGUCCGUUUGAUGUCGUCGCCUGGCAUGGAAAUUAUACACCUUACAAAUAUGAUCUGGCGAAUUUCAAUGUGAUCAACUCGGUCUCUUUUGAUCAUUGCGACCCAUCCAUUUUCACAGUGCUAACAUGCCAAUCAGAAAAGAAGGGUACGGCUAUUGCAGACUUUGUCAUUUUCCCGCCCCGAUGGUCGGUGCAAGAACAUACAUUCAGACCUCCCUAUUAUCACAGAAAUUGUAUGUCAGAGUUCAUGGGUCUGAUACUUGGUCAGUAUGAAGCAAAGAAAGGCGGAUUCUUGCCGGGUGGAGCAACACUUCACUCUAUGAUGACUCCCCAUGGUCCCGACUUCAAAUGUUUCUCAGAGGCUAGCGAAGAACCACUAAAGCCUUGUCGUGUAGCGGAAGGAACCCAAGCUUUUAUGUUUGAAAGUUGCUUGGGAUUAGCAGUCACCAAGUGGGGAUAUGACACUUGCCAGAAAUUGGAUCCAGAAUAUUUCAAGUGCUGGCAAGGUUUGAAAAAGAACUUCACUGGAUCAAAGUUCGCGUGAAUCAGAGUAUUGUGUUGUUAUGGGUAUAGGGUCUAAUAAAACAGAGAUUGUUACUACAUGA